Molecule: messenger RNA, 1089 nt
Organism: Trichoderma reesei QM6a
Lineage: Eukaryota; Fungi; Ascomycota; Sordariomycetes; Hypocreales; Hypocreaceae
Exons: 3
Coding region: 1-1017 (338 amino acids)
Cellular component (GO): mitochondrial intermembrane space; cytoplasm
Molecular function (GO): coproporphyrinogen oxidase activity
Source: RefSeq, a predicted model, not a curated record
AUGAUCCGGCCCCGGCAUGACUAUUCGCCUUGCCUCGCCGAGAAGGACGAGCAGAAGAAGAGAGAGGCGGCUGUCACCGAGGAGUCGCCCAUGCGCCUGCGGAUGGAGAAGUUCAUCAAAGAGCAGCAGCAGAUCAUUGUCAAAGAACUCGAGCGCAUCGAUGGAAAGAAGUUUCGGAAAGACGAGUGGACACGGCCCAAUGGCGGCGGCGGCAUCACAUGCGUGCUGCAGGAGGGUAACGUGUUCGAAAAGGCCGGCGUUGGCGUCAGCGUCGUCUACGGAUCGCUGCCCAAGCCUGCCAUCAUGAAGAUGCGCGAGAACCACAAGAACCUCGACCCCGACGUCGAGUCCCUGGAGUUCUUCGCCGCCGGCCUGAGCAUGGUGCUGCACCCGUCCAACCCCAUGGCCCCUACGGUGCACCUCAACUACCGGUACUUCGAGACGGCCAAUCCCGACGGUAGCUCUCAGGCGUGGUGGUUCGGAGGAGGCUGCGAUCUGACGCCGUCAUACCUCUUUGACGAGGACGCCAUCCACUUCCACAAGACGAUCAAGGAGGCCUGCGACUCCCACGACAAGACGUACUACCCUCGGUUCAAGAAGUGGUGCGACAAGUACUUCUUCAACAAGCACCGCGGCGAGUGUCGCGGCGUGGGAGGCAUCUUCUUUGACGAUCUCGACGAGACAGAGCGCGACCAGGAGAACACCUUUGCCUUUGUUCAGGACUGCCUCAAGGCCUUCUUGCCGUCGUACAUCCCCAUCCUCGAGAAGCGCAAGGACAUGCCCUUUGAUGCCAAGGAGAAGGAGUGGCAGCAGAUCCGCAGAGGCAAGUAUGUCGAGUUCAACCUGGUCCACGACCGAGGGACCGCCUUUGGGCUAAACACGCCCGGAUCACGAGUCGAGAGCAUUCUCAUGAGCUUGCCGUUGACGGCGAGCUGGAAAUACAUGUACGAGCCGGAGCCCAAGAGCAGGGAGCAGAGGCUGGUGGAUGUGCUCAAGGAGCCCAAGGAGUGGGUGUAAUUGGUAUAUCACUGUAUAACAAACAUCACACACUUUUUUUUUUUUUUGCAGUAUAUUUUGUAAUUGUAGCGG